AUGUCUGCCACCUCUGGAAUUCCCGUUUCGCCUGGUCUUUAUUCAGCAUUCGCAGACGCAGUCGAUUCAAAAUCUAUCCGAUUCAUUAAAGUCUCUAUCAAGGACGAAUCUCUGAUUCACGAUCUUUCCGUUCCUGCCACUGCUUCGUUUCAGGAUGAUCUACAAAGCCUCCAGGACGAAUCUAUUUUGCAACAGGACUCCCCUGCCUAUGUUCUCGCGAAACUGGACCAGCCAUCUUCUGAUUGGGUCGCCAUAUUCUACGUCCCCGAUUCCGCUAAAGUCAGAGACAAGAUGUUGUACGCGUCCACCCGUGCAUCUUUGUUCAAGGGACUUGGAUCAACACUUUUCACCGAUUCUAUAUUCGCUACCUCCAAGACGGAUCUUACUGCAGAGGCGUAUGCUGCUCACUUGAAACACUUAGCAGCACCGAAACCUCUCUCACCUCGUGAACAGGAGAUGGCCGAUCUUCGCCUGGCUGAGAGCGGGACGGAUUCCCUUCGUGGCAGCCAAGCGCGGAUAAAUCACAUCGGGACAGGUGUGGGUUUCAAUUGGUCAAUUGAAGUAGUAGAGGCAGUCACUGAGCUUGCAAGAGGUGAAGGGUGCGCUCUUGUCGUCGUCGCCGUUGACUCUAGGACUGAAACACUUGUAUUGGAGAAAUCUUCCGAGAUCACAAUUGAAACUCUAGGUCUUGCAUUGCCGCCGUCCGAACCUUGUUAUGCCAUUUUAGCCUGGCCCCAUACGCUCACAGGUGUUCCACGGCGCGAAACCGUAUUCAUAUACUCCUGCCCGUCGAAUUCCCCGGUAAAGAACCGGAUGGUAUAUUCUUCUGGCUCGACGUCGACCUUUCGGGCCGCCAAGGCCUUAUUGGUAUCAUCCUCUCCUAAUAUUACCAUCGCCCCCCGAACAGUGGAGACGUCAGAUCCGUCUGAGCUUGACGAAUCUUACCUGAAAGCCGAGCUUAAUCUGGAAAACAUCGGAGAGGUAAUGGUUAGGGAGACAGAAGAUAAAAAACCCUUUGCAAGACCUAAAGGUCCAGCGAGAAGAAGAUGA
Molecule: messenger RNA, 1050 nt
Organism: Laccaria bicolor S238N-H82
Lineage: Eukaryota; Fungi; Basidiomycota; Agaricomycetes; Agaricales; Hydnangiaceae
Exons: 5
Coding region: 1-1050 (349 amino acids)
Biological process (GO): barbed-end actin filament capping; actin filament depolymerization
Cellular component (GO): actin filament; cytoplasm
Molecular function (GO): actin filament binding; actin monomer binding
Source: RefSeq, a predicted model, not a curated record